AUGCACCAAUCAGAGCGCGUGCGCAGCCGGACUGGCAGCCGCCGUCCCAAUGGCGCGCACCGCCCUGCCGGAGCCCCUCCCUCCAUCCGCGGGCCGAGCGCGGCCGGGCGAGCACAGCGUCGGGCGGCGGCGGCUGAGCGGGAGGCGCGGAGGCGCAGCCGCGACAUCGACGCGCUGCUGGCCCGCGAGCGGCGCGCCGUGCGGCGCCUCGUCAAGAUCCUGCUGCUGGGCGCCGGCGAGAGCGGCAAGUCCACCUUCCUCAAGCAGAUGCGCAUCAUCCACGGCCGCGAGUUCGACCAGAAGGCGCUGCUCGAGUUCCGGGACACCAUCUUCGACAACAUCCUCAAGGGCUCAAGGGUUCUUGUUGAUGCAAGAGACAAGCUGGGCAUUCCUUGGCAGUACUCUGAAAAUGAGAAGCAUGGCAUGUUCUUAAUGGCCUUCGAGAACAAAGCAGGGCUGCCCCUGGAGCCAGCCACCUUCCAGCUGUACGUCCCAGCCCUGAGUGCCCUCUGGAAGGACUCUGGUAUCAGGGAGGCCUUCAGCCGCAGGAGUGAGUUCCAGCUGGGUGAAUCCGUGAAGUACUUCCUGGAUAACCUGGACCGGAUUGGCCAGCUGAAUUACUUUCCUAGUAAGCAAGACAUCCUACUGGCCAGGAAAGCCACCAAGGGCAUUGUGGAGCAUGACUUCGUUAUUAAAAAAAUUCCUUUUAAGAUGGUGGAUGUGGGUGGCCAGCGGUCCCAGCGCCAGAAGUGGUUCCAGUGUUUCGAUGGGAUCACGUCAAUCCUGUUCAUGGUGUCCUCUAGUGAGUAUGACCAGGUCCUCAUGGAGGACAGACGCACCAACCGGCUGGUGGAGUCAAUGAACAUCUUUGAGACGAUCGUCAACAACAAGCUGUUCAUCAACGUCUCCAUCAUCUUGUUCCUCAACAAGACAGACCUCCUGGUGGAGAAGGUGAAAACCGUCAGCAUCAAGAAGCACUUCCCCGACUUCAGGGGUGACCCCCACCGGCUGGAGGACGUGCAGCGCUACCUGGUCCAGUGCUUUGACCGGAAAAGGCGCAACCGCAGCAAGCCGCUCUUCCACCACUUCACCACCGCCAUCGACACAGAGAACAUCCGCUUCGUGUUCCACGCUGUGAAGGACACCAUCCUGCAGGAGAACCUGAAGGACAUCAUGCUGCAGUGAAGAGACCCCAAUACUCGUCCUGCCCCUAAGCAGCCCCGCAGCCUCGGGUCAGGAGUCUGGUGGGGGGUGAUCCACAUGGUCCGGGAGUGGGUUUCUAGGGCCCGGGCCUUCACACACCAGGCUCCCGAAUGCCGUGAGACAGCCAGCUGGAAGCGCACUUGGCAGAAGGACAGAGACACUCUGGUGUCAGCUACUGAGUCCUGGGGACCAGGAAAACUACUGAGCAACCACACGAUCACCUUGGUAUUCAUCUGUAAUACCUGACGCCACGGCUUGCUUUCUUUUUACAGAAACUGUAUUCCUUUCCUGACACCCUUUACAUCAAAGCUUGUGUGUAUGUGUGUGCACACGCACGCUCGCUCUUCCGCGACAAAAACCUGUACACCCAGCAGCCUUGCAGAUGGCUUUUCUGUCUAACUCGCAAGUCCUCCGUGAGGCAGACUAACCUGAGGCCCUGCCUAGCAGUAGUUUGUAGGCGAUUGCGUGCGUGCCAGUGCCCCUGAGCUCGGAGCACACGAGGUGACCCCCGGCCCAGCUUUAGAGUCUGACGCCACCGCUCACGUGAAUGGCUUGCCUUUUAAAACUCUAGUGCCAGUUUCCUAAGAGACACUCAUCUAGGUGUGUUUGAUUAAGCCAAGUAGCCUCUCGAGUCUUAGACAGGGAGGUCGAGAGCUUUGUUCAUGAGGACUUGCCUCAACGCCUGCAGCCCUCACGCAGGUUUUCUUGCCUUACAUGUAGAAUUGCCCAGUAGCACAACAUGUCAUGGAAGCGUGUGGAAACGGCAUGCCAACAGCACACAAUGAUGCGUUUACUUUUCCCCACCCACCCCUUUCUUCCUCCCGCUUCCAUGGCAAAGACAUACAAACCAAACCAAGUGGCCUUGCAGAUGGCUUCUCUGUUUUGCGUGCAAGUCACCUCUGCACCUCCAGUUGGCAGCAUUUAGCAUUUCCUUCUUUUGGAAAUAGCAGAGAGCUUCACAUUCCUCUUCUGAGGCUUCCGAAAGCUGGCAAGCUUACUAGCGGAGCUUUGUUAGCACAGCAGCUGCUUGGGGAGUUCCUGGCAGCUGACCUUUCGGGAAGCCCACAGACUCUGGAGAAAUCUGAGUUUCUCCAUACCACAGCCUCACCAAUGCCUUUGGACAGCCAGCUCCUGUUCUCAACUCUCCUGCAAACUGGACUCUCCUCAAGGGCUCUGGCUUCUAUUACUGCACACACAUAACAAGUAAACCCUGUCACGCAUAGCUCUCCUCGGGGUGCAGCUGCAGAGGGCUGGGACGGGAGGGGAACUGACAAACUGAAGCUCGGCUCACUUAUCCAGGUUCACCUGGCCAGGUGUCAGUCACUGUGUCCAAAAUACAUUGCAUUCCAAACGCGUCCCCACUGUGUGUCACUCUACUAAAAGUCUGUCCAGUGUGCUUAGGGACUUUCCUACCUAACAUUUAAAAAAAAAAUAUUCUAGCAUUAAAGGAAAAAAAAGGUUUAUUCUGUAACCAGCACCAGAAUGUUGCUGUGGCUGACCACCAUCUCCCAGGGCUGUGUGCCAAGACCACGCUUGGUUCCCUGGGUCCCUCUCACCUCUGUCACCUCAUUUUUAGCAUGCAGAACCCACAUAAUCUUCUGGAAGAUGCGGACCCAAAAGAAGAAGGAGAAAAUAGCCGCUUGUGCGUCACCCUGUUUAUCACAGCACUUCUGAUUAGGAGACAGCAUGAAUUCUCUCUCUCUGGGCUCUCAAGGGCAUGUGUCAGUAUUCCCUGGGGUUUUGACUCUUUCUCUUUGGCUGGAAAAAAAGUUGCUGUCUUUGUACUACUUCCUGUGGCUCUUCAUAAAUGGGCGGAUAUGACCCAGGAUUGGUACUGGUGACCGUGUUUUCAGGGAAGAGAAGGCUCUCGAUGGGGUCCCUCAGGAUGGUUCUCAGAUCCCAGUGGGGUGCGCGCUGUCACCCAGAUUAGUUUUCAUAUUAAGUCUGUCAGGAUCCAAAGCCUCCAGGAGAUGCAGGCUCCUCCUCUGCCAACCUGGAGAUCCCUCCUGGUGCUCUGGAGGUCGCUGCUGUCAGGGUCGGGAGCGUAGACCAGCCUCGUCAGUGCGUGCUCCUGUCCCUUUACACAGUCAGACGUAGUUGCAGCUCGCUUGCAAAACCAGAAAAAAGAUGAGGCAUUGGGACUUAGGUUUAACUGGUCAUCCAAGAUAGGGAAUAGAAGAUAGAGGCGGUGGCCCAAAGCCCAGGGACCUCAGACCAGCUGCCUCUGACCCUGGACACCCUCGCCAAGUCUCUUAGCUCUGCUGAACCUGGGCUUCCUCCUCUCUGUGACUGCCGGGAGAAGUGAAAGUCUUCAAAGGGCCUGCCAGUUUGAUACUCUGAGGUUUAUUGUUCCUGGUGCAGAAGUUAGCUAUUUGCAAGGCUAACCUACAAUCACCUGCAACUUUUCUACACAUAGGUCAUAGUCAUUUUGGUCUCCAAAGCCUUAGGCAUUUAUGUUAUUAUUUUUAAUUUCACUGUUUUUCUCAAUUAUUGUCUUUUUUUAUUGAGAUGUUGAAGAAGCAGGAGGCGGCUGUACCUCAUCUACUAUUGCAAAAAAAUAUAACAAUAAACUUCCUCAAAAUAAGACAUUUUCCUCAUAGUUAUACUGUUUACACCUAAGAACACAUGUAAGUUUUUUUAAUGCAAUGUAUUUUUAACUUCUGCUGGUAGAGAAAUUUGCUCACAGCUUUUGAGUCACAGCUUUGUAAUUUAUAGAGAUCUCUAGAAUUCUUGGAAUCUUUUUUUACUUCUUUGAUAAAAGAAAAACGAGUCAGGUUAUUGUAACUCCAAGAUCAGAAAAUUAUCUUGAAACAAAAUUUCUAGUUAUGACUGGCUGAUGAACUUCGGGUCCUGGGAACAGACAUUUACAAUUUGGUGGUGUAAGAAAAAGAUGUCAUUAGAAUGACAUAGUCCAGGUGACUGGCUCCUGUCAUACAUUUUGCACACUGUGUCACCUUUGCCUAGGAGGGUCUGGGCUAAAGAUUGGACCACCUCUAUCUCUGGAUGUCUUUUGAAACAAAUCCUUAGUUUUGUUCUGCCUAAAACAAAAUUUCAGCAUUCAAAACCAACAGCAAAUUAACUUUUCAGUCCCAAAAAUUCAGAGCAAAUAACUCUAGUCCCCAUUUUACUUGAAGGUUCACUAUUUCUUGGUGCCAGUUUUUAUUUCCACAUAGUAAAGAAAGCCUGGCACAGACGAGAAGCACCAUAAAGUAUUCAUUGGCUUGAAUGGAAGCUUCUAGAACACAACUUCAAACAGUGCCAUGGCAACAGGUACCUGCACAGGUGAGACUGAGGAGUUCUAUGCUGAUAUCUAGAAAGUCCAGGGGAGAAGGGCCUGGUGGCUGACACUCGACAUGGUCCAGAAAGCCCUGGGGACCCUAGGAAAGCUAGGGGCGGGGGGGGCGCUCAGAUUCCAACCACAAAAUGAGGAAACCAUCCAUGGUGCUCAGGACUCUGCAGAAACUGAUGCUUCUGCAUAAUUGGUCAUCUUUCUCCAACAAGCGGGUUU
This is a messenger RNA of Trichechus manatus latirostris (Florida manatee), 4711 nucleotides long. RefSeq names its product G protein subunit alpha 12 (gene GNA12). Gene Ontology annotation, biological process: adenylate cyclase-modulating G protein-coupled receptor signaling pathway; Rho protein signal transduction. The coding region runs from base 1 to 1185 and encodes 394 amino acids. The record is from RefSeq and is a predicted model, not a curated record. Gene Ontology annotation, molecular function: GTPase activity; D5 dopamine receptor binding; G-protein beta/gamma-subunit complex binding. Gene Ontology annotation, cellular component: brush border membrane; heterotrimeric G-protein complex. NCBI's taxonomy places the organism in Eukaryota, Metazoa, Chordata, Mammalia, Sirenia, Trichechidae. The transcript is spliced from 5 exons.